AUGGUUCAUAAAAAUAAUAUAAAAAAUACACCAAAAAGCUCAAAAGAAGAAAGUAAGACAUUAAAAAAGAAAUAUAUAAAAGAUUUAUGUUCAUCAGCAGGAAACGAGAAAGAUAAGACAUUUAUAUUAACAAAUGGAGAAAAUAAGUGUUCAGUGGUGAAAAAGAACAACAAACGUGCAAAGAGUAUUAUUAAAUCAGAAGAUGAGUCUAGUGACAAUGAAAAACCUUCGAAAAAAUAUCCAAAAAAAACACAAAAAUUGAAAGAAGAGGAAAACAUGGAUGUCUUUACCGAUAGUGACUCUGAGCUUUCUGAGUUAGACGAAGAUUCAGAUUUUCAAAUGAAGAAUUCAAUCUCAUCUGUAUCAAAUAAGAAAUCUUCAAAUAAUUCGAAUUCAAAAAAAUCAGGGAAAAACAAUAAUUUAGAAGCAAAUCAUGGCAUUAAUUCAUUUGAAGAAAACAAAAAAUCGACUAAAAAAGUAACAAAACCAAAACAAAUAAAUAACAUUGAAAAUAGACUAUCAACAGAAAAUAGUCUUAAGUCUACUCAAGAAGCUAAUAAAAAAGCUAAACAGUCUGAAGAUAAAGUGAAAAAAAAAACACCAAUUCCUAAAAAGUCAAAUUCUGAAAAAUCAGAAAAUCAUGAAUUAUCAAAGUUAAAAGAAGAAGAAGAAGAAGACUAUAAAUGGUGGGAACAACAACAAGGAGAUGGAACAAUUAAAUGGACCACAUUGGAGCAUAACGGUGUCAUAUUUCCACCUCCAUAUCAACCACUUCCCUCUUAUGUUAAAAUGAAGUAUGAUGGAAAACCAAUUGACCUUCCCCCAGAAGCAGAAGAAGUUGCAGGAUUUUUUGGUGCAAUGUUAUCUUCAGAACAGCACGUCAAAAAUCCAACUUUUCAAAAAAACUUUUUUAAUGAUUUUCAACAAAUAUGUAAAAAAACAAAUGCGCCUUUUAUUCCAGAAACAUUUGAAAAAUGUGAUUUUACACCUAUGUUUGAAUAUUUUGAAAAGAAAAAAGAAGAAAAGAAAAAUAUGUCUAAAGAAGAAAAAAAAAAGUUAAAAGAAGAAAAAGAUGCAUUAGAAGAAAAAUAUAAAUAUUGUUAUCUUGAUGGGCGUAAAGAAAAAGUAGGUAACUUUAGAAUUGAGCCUCCAGGGCUAUUUCGUGGACGAGGCGAUCAUCCUAAAACAGGAAAAUUAAAAAUGAGGGUUCUUCCAGAACAAGUUAUUAUUAAUAUAGGAAAAGAUGCAACUGUUCCUUCUCCUCCUCCUGGGCAUACAUGGAAAGAAAUACGGCAUGAUAAUACAGUAACAUGGCUUGCUACAUGGAAUGAAAAUGUCAAUAAUAAUGUAAAAUAUGUAUUUUUAAGUGCAGGUAGCUCUCUAAAAGGUCAAAGUGACUUUAAAAAAUAUGAAAAAGCACGAAAACUUAAAAUGUAUAUUGAUGAUAUUAGAAAACAAUAUCGAAAAGAACUUAAAGAUGAACUUACAGAAAUUCGUCAAAGAGCAACGGCAAUGUAUUUGAUUGAUGUAUUUGCUCUUAGAGCAGGAAACGAAAAAGGUGAAGAUGAAGCAGAUACAGUUGGAUGCUGCUCAUUAAGAUAUGAACAUGUAUCUUUAAGCCCACCAAAUACUGUAGUCUUUGAUUUUCUUGGAAAAGAUUCUAUAAGAUAUUAUAAUGAAGUACAAGUUGAUCCACAAGUUUUCAAAAAUUUAAAAAUUUUUAAACGACCACCCAAAACAGAAGGUGAUAUGCUUUUUGAUCGUCUUAAUACUUCUAAAUUAAAUAAUCAUUUAACAAGUUUAAUGCCUGGUUUAUCUGCUAAAGUAUUCCGUACUCAUAACGCGUCAUAUACCAUGUCUGAGCAGCUUAAAAAUACACCAUCUGAUGCUUCUAUACCAGAUAAAGUAUUAGCAUACAAUCGAGCUAAUCGUAUGGUUGCUAUUCUUUGUAAUCAUCAACGUACAGUUAGUAAAGCUCAUGAUGCACAAAUGGAAAGAAUAGAAGAUAAAAUUUUGGCAUUAAAAUAUCAAAAAAUACGUUUAUAUAAAACUAUUUUAACUAUAGAACCGCAAUUGAAAAAAAAACGCCCAGAUUUGUCAGAAAAAGUUUCAGAUGUUGAGGAAGAAUGGAUCAAAGAACACCAGAUAACUUUGCUAGAAAAAGAGCGUGACAAAAUUAUAAAAAAAUUUGAAAAAGAUAAUGAAAAACUUUUAAAUCAAAAUGAAAAACCAAUGCCACAAAGUCACUUAGAAAAAUUACUUGAAAAAGUAGAUGAAAUGGAGAAAAGUUUUAAAAUAGAAAAUGAAACUGGAAAAGUUGAGCCAAAAACAAGAGGGCUAACAAUAAAAAAAUUAGACCGUCAAAUUGAAAAAAUCAAUGAACGAAUUAGAAACAUGAAAGCAAUGAUGAUUGAUAAAGAUGAAAAUAAAACUACUGCAUUAGGAACAUCAAAAAUAAAUUAUAUUGAUCCUCGGUUAACAUACGCAUGGUGUGCAAAAUAUGGCGUUAAUAUUGAACGCGUAUUUACAAAGACUUUACGUGAAAAGUUUGCAUGGGCUGCCUCUACAACUGCAGAUUGGGAAUUCUAA
Messenger RNA from Pneumocystis jirovecii RU7, 2589 nucleotides. RefSeq names its product DNA topoisomerase 1. The transcript has 10 exons. The record is from RefSeq and is a predicted model, not a curated record. Gene Ontology annotation, cellular component: nucleolus; chromosome. Bases 1 to 2589 code for a protein of 862 amino acids. Lineage: Eukaryota; Fungi; Ascomycota; Pneumocystomycetes; Pneumocystales; Pneumocystaceae. Gene Ontology annotation, biological process: chromosome segregation; DNA topological change; DNA replication. Gene Ontology annotation, molecular function: DNA binding; DNA topoisomerase type I (single strand cut, ATP-independent) activity.